Molecule: messenger RNA, 1512 nt
Organism: Brassica oleracea var. oleracea
Lineage: Eukaryota; Viridiplantae; Streptophyta; Magnoliopsida; Brassicales; Brassicaceae
Exons: 1
Coding region: 220-1512 (430 amino acids)
Source: RefSeq, a predicted model, not a curated record
AAAAAAUCAUUUUUUUAUCCGACGAUUGCAUGAAUCAUACACGUACUACAAUUUGGAAACGUUUGACAAAAUGUUCAAAAAAACGUUUCCAAGAAAAGAAAGAAAGAUAGUUGAAACUGAUGGUUGAAAUGUGGCUUUGAACCUCAAACCAGGGUGUCUGUUUUACUUCUCUCUCUAUCAAAUUCGAUCAAAGAGUUUGAGAAUCCAAUCUAAACUCAAAUGGAUCCGUGCUCUUUCGUACGGAUCAUAGUCGGAAACUUGGCCGUUAGGUUUCCGGCUUCUUCGUCUUCCGAACCGUCUGUUUCAGCUCCAAAUUGCUACUGCAAAAUCAGAUUCAAGAACUUCCCUCGCCAGAUCAUUUCUGUUCCCGUUAUCUUCCAAACCGAAUCUGAAUCCGUGACUCGUUCCUCCAGUACUGUCGCUGCUUGCUUCAGUUUAAGCAAAGCUCAGAUAGAUGCUUCUUUGAAGAAGACUAAGUUCAUCGUCCUCUCCGUCGAGACUUACUUACGCGGUGAUGUCGUUAGCAGCGCGUCGUGUGGACUCGCUUCCGCGAGUGAGAAGUUACUCGGACGAUUCGAGGUUUCGCUGGAUUUGAAAGCGGCGGAGACGAAAACGUGUGCGGCACACAAGGGAUGGGUUGCCUUGAGAUCCAAGAAAGGGAGGAAUAAAGCUGGAUCCGAUCCGGAGCUCCAUGUUACCGUACGGGUUGGACCCGACCCGAGAUUCGUGUUUCAAUUCGACGGCGAGCCGGAGUGCAGCCCUCAGGUUUUCCAAGUACAAGGAAACACGAAACAAGCGGUGUUCACUUGCAAGUUUGCCGCGAGGAGUUGCAUAUCGUCGGAAAAGGAACAACAGUCCAAAGAGAGAAAAGGUUGGUCCAUAACGGUUCAUGAUCUCUCCGGCUCACCGGUAGCGAUGGCUUCCAUGCUCACACCUUUCGUUCCAUCACCCGGCUCGAACCGCGUGACCAAAUCAAGUCCCGGCGCGUGGCUUAUUCUCCGACCCGACGGUUGCACGUGGAAGCCAUGGGGACGGCUAGAAGCAUGGCGUGAAGCUGGUUACAGCUUCGAGCUCUUACAAGACGGAGUCGCCACUGCCGUCUCCGCUUCCUCAUCAAUCAGUUUGAAAAAUGGCGGGAGUUUUGUAAUAGACGUUACCGGCGGGACAACCACGGCGGUCUCUACGCCGACAACGAGUCCUUAUGGAAGCUGUGAUCUCGGGUCCGGAUCUAGCUCCGGGUCGAGAUCAGGAUCCGGGUCGGAUUUUGGAUACCUACUGCCGCAGCAUCCGGCGCAAAACAGAGGGUUUGUUAUGUCGGCUUCGGUGGAAGGAGUUGGGAAACGGAGCAAACCAGAGUUGGAAGUCGGUGUGACGCACGCAACAUGCACGGAGGAUGCAGCAGCGCACGUGCUGUUAGCUGCGGCGGUAGAUCUCAGUUUGGACGCUUGCAAGCUGUUUUCUCAUAAGCUAAGGAAAGAGUUAAGACAGCAAAGCCAGCUUGGUGUCGUUUGA